AUGGACCCAGCCUGCGGGAAAGUGGGGACGGCAUCGUUGUGCACCGGCGGCGGAACCGGCGUGAGUGCAAAGGCGCCUAAACAUCUGUGGAGGCAGCAGAACCAGCCAGCGCUCUCUCCGCUCCACCACGCGCUGGUAGUGCGCAAGAACGACCGCGUGAGACAAAGAGGCUUUUCCGACACCGAGAGAUACCUCAACCCGAGAAGCAUGGACCGAACUUACGCUGUGGACACGGGGCACCGACCCGGGCUAAAGAAAUCCAGGAUGUCGUGGCCGUCGUCGUUUCAAGGUCUUCGACGUUUCGACGUGGACAAUGGCACGUCAUCAGGUCGCAGCCCCCUGGACCCCAUGGCCAGCCCGGGCUCAGGCCUCAUCCUGCAGGCAAAUUUUGUCCACAGCCAACGGAGAGAGUCGUUCCUCUACCGCUCUGACAGUGACUACGACCUCUCCCCCAAGUCUAUGUCCCGAAACUCCUCCAUUGCCAGUGACAUUCAUGGUGAUGAUAUGAUUGUAACGCCAUUUGCACAGGUUCUCGCAAGCUUGAGAACUGUACGAAACAACUUUGGUGCAUUAACUAAUAUACAACAAGACAGAGCAUCCAAUAAGAGAUCACCCAUGUGUAACCAACCACCCAUCACCAAGACCACCUUCACAGAGGAGGCCUACCAGAAACUGGCCACUGAGACCCUGGAGGAGCUGGACUGGUGUCUGGACCAGCUGGAGACGCUGCAGACAAGACACUCUGUCAGCGAGAUGGCCUCCAACAAGUUCAAGAGGAUGUUGAACAGAGAGCUGACUCACCUAUCAGAGAUGAGCCGCUCUGGGAACCAGGUGUCUGAGUUCAUCUCCAGUACCUUCCUGGACAAGCAACAUGAAGUGGAGAUGCCAACCCCUCAGACGCAGAAGGAGAAGGAGAAGAAGAACAAGCCCAUGUCUCAGAUCAGCGGCGUGAAAAAGCUGCAACACUCCUCCAGCCUCACAAACUCUAAUAUCGCUCGCUUUGGAGUCAAGACCGAGACCGAGGAUGAACUCGCUAAGGAGAUGGAGUUUGUGAAUAAAUGGGGCCUUAACGUUUUUAAAAUCUCAGAGUUCUCUGGGAAUCGGCCACUGACAGUCAUGAUGUACACGAUAUUCCAGGAGAGAGACUUGUUAAAAACAUUUAAAAUUCCGCUUGACACCUUUGUAACAUACCUGAUGACCUUAGAAGACCAUUAUCAUGGCGAUGUGGCCUACCAUAACAACAUUCAUGCUGCUGACGUCACCCAGUCAACUCAUGUGCUGCUAUCCACCCCUGCCCUCGAGGCUGUAUUCACAGACCUUGAGAUCCUAGCUGCCAUCUUUGCCAGUGCAAUUCACGACGUGGACCAUCCUGGUGUCUCCAACCAGUUCCUCAUCAACACCAAUUCAGAGCUCGCGUUGAUGUACAAUGACUCGUCGGUGUUGGAGAACCACCAUCUAGCAGUUGGUUUCAAGCUUCUACAAGAGGAGAACUGUGACAUCUUCCAAAACUUGAACAAAAAACAAAGACAAUCCCUGCGAAAGAUGGUCAUUGACAUUGUGCUAGCAACAGACAUGUCAAAGCACAUGAAUCUACUGGCUGAUCUGAAAACUAUGGUGGAAACUAAGAAGGUGACCAGCUCUGGUGUGUUGCUGCUGGACAACUACUCUGACAGGAUACAGGUUCUCCAGAACAUGGUGCACUGUGCAGAUCUGAGCAACCCCACAAAGCCUCUCCAGCUGUACCGGCAGUGGACGGACCGCAUCAUUGAGGAGUUCUUCACCCAGGGUGACCGAGAGAGGGAGAGGGGCAUGGAGAUCAGCCCCAUGUGUGACAAACACAACGCCUCGGUAGAAAAGAGCCAGGUUGGUUUUAUAGACUAUAUCGUACACCCUUUGUGGGAGACGUGGGCUGACCUGGUCCACCCGGACGCCCAGGACAUCCUGGACACGUUGGAAGACAACAGGGAGUGGUACCAAAGCACCAUCCCCCAAAGCCCCUCUCCUGCUUUGGACGAUCCCGAGGACGGCACUCGACCCCCAGGAGGGGACAAGUUCCAAUUUGAACUAACCCUUGAGGAGGACGGGGAGUCGGACACUGAGAAAGACAGCGGCAGCCAGCCGGAGGAAGAAGAUGAUGAUGAGGAGGACGAGGAGGACGAGGAGGAGGACGAGGAAAACAGCUGUACUGACUCUAAAACACUCUGUACACAGGACUCUGAAUCAACAGAGAUUCCUUUGGACGAACAGGUGGGGGAGGACGGGGAGGAGGACGAGGAGGUAGCGGAAGAGGGGGAGACACCCUGCUCACAACCGUGUGUCGUGGAGGAAGAGGUAGCAGAGGAGGAGGAGAAAGAGGAAACCACACACACAUAGCAGUUUAUGGACAGCACCUGAUUAACUGUUCUUCUUAGUAAUGACAGAUGAUUAUUUAUAGAAUAUUUUUUGGGUUUUGUGGAGUCUGUCUGUGUUUUUUAUACUUCAAUGUUUAUGGUUCCAAAGCGUGCGCUGCUCUCCACCUUGGCCACUCCUCCUGUCAGCUUCGUUCAGACACGCCCACCGGUACUUCUUCAAGUUUUUUUGCACUCAGGAAAACUCCUUUCCAUUCCCGUUUGAACUGAAGUGAUGUGUCCUUAUUUAACUUUUACGCCUCCCCUUUACAAGCUUAAGUUCAGUUCAUGGACGAGCAGUUCACAGUCUGCUCGGUGACGUUCACACGAUACGUAAUAUCACAUUUUCCUUUCCUCCGCUUCAGCUCAGCCUUGCCUGAAAGUUCAGCAGUAUUUCUGUGUUUUAUCAAGUGCCCAUACUCUACAGAGACGGUUCAAGGAGAAUCUCCCUCUCGGUUAGGUCAUUUCCUCCCUCGAAUUAGGAGGCAUUAUAAGCUGCCGUUCCACUGAAAACCUGGUGGGACGCCGCAGAGAUGAAAGCUGCAGCACACUUGGGAGCUUUUCGAGACACAUUUCUGAUGUGGAAGUCUUCCUUUAAAACCUGACUAAUACAAAGCUCAAAUCUAAACCGCCAUGAUGCUGUCCUAGACCUCUUUAAUUUUUGUAUCGUACUGUAUGUAAGAUUCAGAUAUUUUCUAGAAUUUACUUUUGCAAUCCUAGGCUUUCUCAUGUCAGCAAGAAAGAUUAGAGAACCAAUGGGGAGACAUGUGUCACAGAUAUUCAGUGUUUUGAAGGGGUAUCUUUACAGCUGGAUUACAUUAGGAGUGUUUGCACUUGCUCCAAUAGCAUUUAUACUACUAUUACCAUGACACUAUACCCAUAUUCGGUUAGUCCUGUGAGAUUAAAUUUGGAAUCUAUUCAUAAUGAAAAUUAGUUUGGUGAGCGUUUUCACUGAGAAGGAAGCAGGAACCGGAAGUCCUAUGCUUUACUCUCGUUGAAAUGGUUUGUGGUGUGGAUAAAGCCUUUACUUUGUAUUAUUGUUGCCUGCAGUUCUUUUGAACACAUCCUGAGACAAUGCAAUGCUUUGUAGUUGAUACAAAAAGCACCUUUUUUUAGAAGCUUGAUUAGUGCUCAGAGUAUACAGAAAUACUGUAGUAAUGGUGUUAACAACUCCUGGGGUGAUUUUAUACCGAUGUUAUUAAAGCUUUUAUUGUCAUUUUAUUUUUAUUUCCCAUUUUAAUUGAUAUACACAUCACCAACAGUUCUCAGCAACUUUAUUUUCUGUUUAGCGGUAUGAAUUUACUUUUCAUUCAAAUGUUUCAUUUUGCCAUCACAACAUUAAACCCAGUUGCUGUCUUCGUUUUCGACAAGACAAUCAGCUCCGUUGCGUAGUCUUCAGAUCAGACUAUCCUCUACGUAGAUACUCUUAAUGCACUGAUAUAUUCAUAUAUCACCACUUUAAUGUUUUUAAUGUUUAAACUCGCCAAAACACUCACACUUAGGCGUGAACAGUGCUGUCUUACACCUCGGCCAAGACUCGCUUCCUUUUUUCAUGUUUUUAUCAUUUCUCACUUAACACCUGAUGCUAUUAUUUAUUCGUAUUUUUCUAUUUGUUGAGUCGUUUUUGCAAUAUAAAGGUGGUACAGUAAAUGUUUAACUGUAGCAUAGACCACAGUACAGGCUUGGCAGUUACAAUACCCAAAUAUACUUUUUUUUCUCUGUGUACAUAAAAUAUAGAAAAUCAACAAAUGUAAAAAACAAAAAGAAAAAAAACACUUGAAAUACUUUUAACGAGUGCUUGAUUCAAUUAAGUGUCAUUUCAAACUUUUUAUUUAAUCUUUCAUUUUGUGCCAAGAUUUUAUUUCUCUUUUUUCCAUCCUCACCCAAUGCCCUUACCUGUAAUAAAAUGUUCUGGUUUUAUCGCUGUUUACAAACAUAUAUUUAUUGUGCUGUAUAUAAUAUAUAAUUAUUAAUGUUAUUACUAUCAUAAUGCCGUUUGUUGUAAAUGGUUGAUUCUUAUCAUCCCUUUUGGUGAUGGUGUGGCUGUAUUACGUACCUCUUGUUGAGAGAAUGUUUAUUACACAUGAGCUUAAGUGUAAAAAAGAUCCAUCGACAUGUUGCUUAUCUGAGAAGUAGCUCAGUGAAGAGAGGGGGAAAGCCAAAUUGUUUUUUUUAAAGAAACUGUUCCUUGGCCAUGGGCUGUGCCUUAAAAUCAACGCAUGUCAUUUACUUUAGCCUUUUUUUUUUUCUAGUUCUCUUUUGCUGCAUUAGUGAAUCUUUUGGCUCGGGUUGGCCUGAUCUCCUGCUGUGAAUUUGAAAAUGUUGCCUUUUUACUAUCACAAACUGCUCUAUCAAAAAAAAAGUGUUUCUGGGUAGAAAGUGUAUUGUCGGUGCAGGGAUUCAGGUCAACCGCAAGCCAUAGAUGUACUACUUGAGUGAUGUGUGGCCUAUAGCCGGAUGUCCAAGAGUCGUAUUUGCUGUAGACCUGGUCUGAACAACUCGCACCUUCCUGACACCCUGCCACUACACUCAAAGAUGCGACACAACCGGCCGGAUGUAAACGACAUUGCAGUAACUUUUCUGUGUAUGAGUUACUGCGGUGUUGUCUCCAUCCAUGUGCUUGUAUCACAGCUACAAACACUGAAUGGGGUGCGACAGGAGUGUGUGAUCUCUACUCGGCCACAGCCUACGAAGCACAGAGUCUUUGAGACACAUCUGCAUGUUCAGCCACUGCUGCAUUAAUUAUGGCUGAAACACUGACAGUGUGUUGCUUAUCUAUGCUCGGCCCACACUUCCACUCACAUUACUUGCAAUAUCCAAAACCACUGACAUCUUUCUGCCUGGACAGGAGAAGGGUUUAGUAUAUUUCUGUAGUGAAGGGCGGGUUGGGGUGGGUGGGGUUCGGGAAUAUGGGUGGGUGCGUGCAUCUUUGUCCGAAAACAGGGACUCUUAUUUUGACACACAUACUGUAGAUUCUAAACAGCCCUGGACCAAUGGAAACAGUGGGUUCUUUUCUCAUUAUGUGUUCUAUUUUUUAUGGUAUGAAAGGAAAACACAAACUGUAACUUAAAAAAAGGUCUUCAGGACAAUUAUUUUUUGGGUUAUGUCUUUAGAAUGCCAACUUGUCUGGAAGUUUCACAGGACAAUUAAAAUGUUAUUUUAAUGGAUUCCUUGUUAAUUGCAGUCUAUUGGAUAGCACUGUAGAUCAUACAACUUUAUGUAAAAAAAUAAAUAAAAAGAAUGAAAAAAAAGUUUUUAUAUGCAAUGGAUUAAAUAAAAGCAUGGGUUGAUUCUGCCUACUCA
Molecule: messenger RNA, 5690 nt
Organism: Cottoperca gobio
Lineage: Eukaryota; Metazoa; Chordata; Actinopteri; Perciformes; Bovichtidae
Gene: pde4d
Product: phosphodiesterase 4D, cAMP-specific
Exons: 15
Coding region: 1-2373 (790 amino acids)
Biological process (GO): signal transduction
Molecular function (GO): 3',5'-cyclic-nucleotide phosphodiesterase activity
Source: RefSeq, a predicted model, not a curated record